Molecule: messenger RNA, 6366 nt
Organism: Zonotrichia albicollis (white-throated sparrow)
Lineage: Eukaryota; Metazoa; Chordata; Aves; Passeriformes; Passerellidae
Source: RefSeq, a predicted model, not a curated record
CCCGUGCAGGCCCUCCGGCGAGUGCAGGAUCCGCAGAGGGUGUACCAGGAGAAGCUCCCGGACCACAUGGAUGAUGGUAUGAAACAUCAGGACCCAGGGAUGUAUAAAGGAUCUGCCUAUUCUGGUUACCCUUUCCUGAUGCUCUCAGAUCCGUAUCUGCCCAAUGGAUCUAUGUCACCUCUGUCCAACAAAGUUCCCGUGGUGCAGCCAUCGCACGGAGUGCACCCGCUCACCCCGCUCAUCCCCUACAGCAACGAGCACUUCAGCCACGGCUCCCACUCCCCCCACCUGCCUGCUGACAUCAACCAGAAACAAGGAGUGCACCGUCCUUCGCAGACCUCAGACAUCCCUGGCUUCUACCCCCUGCCCCCCGGAGGAGUGGGGCAGAUCACGCCGUCGAUGGGAUGGCAGAGCCAGUCUGUCUAUCCGCUCCCGUCAUGUGGAUUUAGACAGCCGUACUCGUCAGCGCUUUCUGCUGGGGCUUCUUUCUCCAGGUUCACUCACCCUCUGAUGCUGGGCUCUGGCAUGCACACCACCGGCAUCCCGCACCCUGCCAUCGUGCCCCACUCCGGCAAGCAAGAGAUGGAGCACUACGACAGAAACAUGAAACCUCAGCCAGAACCAAAGAGAGAGAAGGAAGCCAAGAAGCCCACUAUUAAGAAGCCCCUGAAUGCUUUCAUGUUGUAUAUGAAAGAAAUGCGGGCGAAAGUCAUCGCCGAGUGCACCCUGAAGGAGAGUGCUGCCAUCAACCAGAUCUUGGGCAGGAGGUGGCACGCGCUGUCCCGGGAGGAACAGGCCAAGUACUACGAACUAGCUCGCAAGGAACGGCAGCUCCACAUGCAGCUCUACCCCGGCUGGUCUGCCAGAGACAACUAUGGGAAGAAGAAGAGACGAACACGGGAAAAGCAGCAAGAUUCCAGCUCAGAUCCUGCCUCUCCUAAGAAAUGCAGAGCUCGCUUUGGCCUCAACCAACAAACGGACUGGUGCGGCCCGUGCAGGAGGAAAAAGAAGUGCAUUCGGUACCUACAAGGAGAAGGACGCUGUGCCAGCCCAGUUUCUUCCGAUGGAAGUGCUAUAGACUCCCCUCCAUCCCCACCGGACGCACUCCGAUGCAUCCCCUCCGCCUUCCCGUCAGAGCAGCUCGCAGCCCCCGCCGACCCCGCGCACCGCGACCAGCCCGACCCCUGCCCCGUGUCCGCGCACCUCCCGCCCGCCUCCGGCCCCUCCAGACCCGGCGCCCGGCGCUCCUCGGCGCCCCCCGCCUACAGCCGCGCCUCCUCGGGGACAUAGUCCCUGCCUGCUCCCGGACGAGGACCAGAGGCACAGCCAAAUCCCCAUCUCACUGUAAAACAUGCAAAGUUUGGCCACAGGAUGACUUAAGGAUGAUGGAAAACUCAUUUGGUUGGGGUUAUUUUGGAGGGGAGGGAUGAUAAAGAUAGAAAAGCAAUUAAAAAAAAAAGGUAAAAAAUAAGUACUUGCCAAAAGUUAAAGUGCUGAUGAGUAAACAAGCCUUUUGUCCCUGCCCUGUGAUGCUUUUUUUUGUUUGUUUGGGGGUUUGUUUUGGUUUCUUUUUUACUGUAUUAUCUCCAAGCGUGGCAGAGAGCAGAGCCACAUCCCCAGCUUGCUGCUGUAGGUGGUAGGUGCUGUCAGUCUAACCCUGGCUUCCACUCCCUGCCCUCCGAGCUGCUUCAAAGUGUAGUCACUCACAGAUCUCCCAUAGCCCUUACACCAAGGAGCUGGAAAAGCUGGAAUAGGAGAAUUUUUUUAAAAGCCCAGAUGUCUGAAAAGGAAACUAAGCGAUACCAGUGUUCUGAUCUGACAGGGUGAAACAGAAAUUAAAUAUUUAAAGCAAUGAGGUGAAUUUUUUGAACUUCUUGUUUGAGAACAGGAAGAUGUUUGCAGGUAACAGGUCCCAUUCCAUGGUUGUACAGCAAGGCAGAGGAAAAGGGAGCACCAGCCAGGCAAAGGAGCACGGACUGGCUGCGGGAAGGGCUGCUGGUUGCUCAGGACACUGGGCAGGUGCAGCAUCUGUCCUCUGCAGAUGUCAGAGGGAUGGUCAGAAAUCCCACCAGACAGACUGCCCACAGCCUCACAAAUCAGUCUGUUGCUUUUGUAGGCUCUGAUCAAGCUCUGCACGUGCACAGCAGCGAGCAGGGCAGGGCAUGUGGGAGCCAGCAGCCCCAGCAGCCCCAGGAUGUCACUGGCCCAGGGCACAGACCCACACUGGCCCAGCAGGUCCCUCAGGGGGAGGUGUGAGCUCUCCUGGCAGCACAGCAGCACUCACUGCCCCGCUCUGUAGGCAUCUGUCUGUACAUACCCUCGGUGACAUAAGAACCCUCUUUGUCAUGAUUCAGUGUAGAACUUUUUAAAAAACCUUAUUCUAGCUUUUUCUAAAAGAUUCUCCCUCCACCCCAAUGAUGAUGCCAAAUGUUCAUGUAUUCUCUCCAGCUUUAAAAUGUUUACCAGUUUCUGGUACUGUAUUUAUAUUUUGAGUUUGAUAAACAAAAAACACUGUGGAUGGAUUAUGAUCUCCAUGAACUGAUGUAAAUCCCAAAUAAUUCCAAGUUCUGGAUUUGCUUCAGGUUUACAGUCUUCUCAGAGACCACAGUCUAGUCCAGUGCAGACUUUUUUUCCUGUUUGAAAGAAAUCUAUUCCAGACUGCUGAAGAGAAAAAUGACACCACACAGAGGUAGAGGGGGCACUAUUUUUUUCCUACUUGAUAGAUGGGUUUUGGAGUACUGAAUACAAAUUAUGUAGUAAUAUUAUUGUAGAACUGCAAGAAAUUUAAGAUGACCUUUAUAAUGUACAAACUAUUUUUAUAUUUUUUCUUAAUGCAAAAACACAAACCAUAAUUUUUUACAUUGGAUUAAACGUAACUUUUUAACCAACUUUAUGCCUCAAAGAUUUAAAAAUUUAAAAAAAAAAAAAGCCAAACCUAACUAGUCUGUAGAGCAGCUUUGGCUUUAGUCCCUUUAUUUAGAUGGUUUUGCUUCUAGUAGUGUAGAUUUUUUAUUUCUGGUUUUAGUUUUGAAGAUUUAAACCUGUUUCUUUGUUCCUCUCCUGUAUAAAUGUAACUUCAGAAGCACUGACAGAAAGCUAUGUGCACAAACCUGACAAGUUUGCAAAGAGUCAUUUUGAAGUUUGAAUCAUUUUAACCCUUGGAGAAGUAGCAUUACCCGAUCCAAUGCGAACUGUACACUUUUGUACUGACUGCACUCAGAGGGUUAAUUACAUAGCACUAGAUCAAUAUGCAAUCUGCUCAUUUUAAAUUAUUUUAGCAAGCUUAGCCAACAGCAUGUUCUGGUGCUGAACAGAGGAACUCAGUAGACUUGCCAGACCUGAUAUGAUCUCUUUAAUCAUAUGAUUUUCAAACAAAAGAAACAGCUUUAAAAAUGGUUGUGUCUCAGCUCAUCAUUUGUCACUCUGAGACCCUCUGCUGUAAGGUGCUCUAAGUGUCACCUCCUGGAAACACCAGAGAUGACAGAGCAGCCACCACAGCCUGGUGUGCCCCAUCCUGGGUGUAAGGCUGGUGCAACUCAACACCCAACUGCUACUGCAUGGUUGGAUGACAGAUGGAACUUAGCAGCAAAGCAAAGGCAGGUAGAAAAGGCAGAUGUGUCUAAAUAACACCAGAGGAAAUUUCAGGGCAAGUCCUGAUCAGUAUUAAACUGGCCCAGGCACCCCCAGGACCUCCACCCGCCUAUUUCAAGGCUCCUCUGGCCCCUCCAUGGGGUGGAGUCCCUGCCUGGACCAGCAAAAGGCUCUCCUGCAUUACAGCCUCCUCUCACCACUGAAAUCCCACUGAUUCCUGCCAAAGCUCCUCAGUGACAGUGAACACCCCCUCUCCAGGAGCCCCUGCCUGUGCCCCCGUGGCACAGCAGCAUUUCCAGAGCCCCAGAGCUGGAGCAGUCACACUCAGCACUGUGUGCUCUGCUCUACACAUACAGGCCAGAGCUCACCCCGUGCUUCCACUGCUGCAGGAUAAACUCACAACACCCACCUGUGAUAAACUGCACCCAGUUUAUACUGGGGAAACUGAGAAAAUGUCAUUAUUUCUAUUCCAAAACACAGAAAAGAUACUGUUAGGCCACUCCUUUCCAAGACAAAACAGCAUGACUGACUUCUGUUCCAUGGCCCCAUGGCUGAUAACCAAUGCCAAAACAGAGUUAUUCAUACCAAAAAGGGUGUCUUUCAAACUGCCAUAUGAAGUGUUGCUAUUUUGUGUUAAUACUCUUUUUUAAUAAAAGGAAGACUUUGCCCUGAAGUUUUUAUCUCAACAAGAAAUUUUUUUAGUUCUUUUACAGCAGUUUUAACUCUUCCUGAAAUAUGUAUUUGAAUUCCUGGAAUCAGUCUGAAUGUAGAAGUCAUGGAAGUACCACUUCAUUAAAUCAAGUAAAACCACUGUAUGUAUGUAGCAGGGAUAAAUGUUUUGCAGCUGUACCUUCAUUUGUCCAAUGACUAUCCAUCAUUUGUUGUAAUUUUUUUACUUCACUGAGUUUGUAUUUUUUGGCUUUUAUGUUCAAAGUAUGUUUAUAGCUUUAUAAAUAAAGUAAUUGCCAGACUGGCUGUUCAAAAGAGGCCACUGGAAGUUAUAAUGCUAUCAAGCUCUCAAGUAACUAUUUCUUAGCAUUCAAGAGGAUUCCUGCUUGCUUUUGUUUUUUCCCUUCAGCAUUUGUAUGUUUGAAUAGUUUUUAGAAUAACUGCCAAUAACCUUCAAUGGGUAAGACUGAAAUACUGAGCCAAGGGUCCAAAGAAAAUACUUUUUUCCUACAAUUCCUACUGACACCCAGCCUUGCUUCUCCCUACCCCCACAGUCAAUCCCUUGAAAAGCCUGAUCCCUGAUCAUGCACUGACUUAAAAAAAAAAAAAAAAAGGAAAAAAAAAAAGCAGCUUUAAUACAAGUUAAACAGCACCAGAAAGUUUAGCAGUGGGAAUCAGUCUCAGAGCACACAGCCAGUGCCCGUUAGAGCAGCAAGGAGCAGGUUCAGCUGAAGCACAGAACAAGGCAGCAGCCACAGGACAGCCCAAACCCUCAGCACCUCCCCAGUGUCCUUCUCUACAGCUCAGCACUAGUAUUACUGGAGUGGGUAAGACAACUGAGAGAUUCACAAAACCAGGCUUUUCCUGCUGACAUCCCUGCCAGGCAGCUACAGAACCUGAAUGUGGCUGAAGUCUGAGUCACUACUGUAGGGGAAUGUCAAUUAGAGCAAGUAAGUUUAUGCAAUCCUGACUACCAAGGCCAGUGAGAGAAUUACAGAUCUGACAGAGCACACAAUGCCUUGAGCACACAGAGCAGCCCUCCUGCACCUCCACACAGGUGCCUCAGUGCCAAGAGCCACGUGUCACAACCUGGGGCUCCAGCACAGGCUCCAGCCCUGCACACCUGCCCAGCACAGCUCAGCCUUGGGCCAGCUGCUCUCACAGGUACCAGCUUUAAUCCCACGUGUGGUUAUGCAGGCACAGCACAGCUGGAGCAGUGCAAUGAGGAAGAUAAACUGUCUUUGUCCCUCCCUCACCCUGAAGCAGCAUGAGGCAUCCUGCAAGGCUGACAAACAUUGACAAUGGGCUUGUGACAAGCACCCAAAGGAAUUUACACAGGCUGCUGCCACCAAGCACAAUUACACCAGGCUUCUGAAUGUUAACUACAAACAGCCACAGAAAGGACAUUUUCCAUCACAUUUUCCUCUAGUAGCACUUCUAAACUGAGGUGCAUUGUUUGCAAUGCAGGCUGCUGGAAAGGCUUCAGCAUGUCCAAGUGCAGCAGGGCAGUAUUUGAUGCCCACUGACAAUGUCUAAUACACCCAAUAUAAUGCACAACAACACAAAGGCAGGCCCCACAACCUCCUGAGAAACCAGAUGUGAGGAGCAGUUCUACCCAAAGCAUGGGUUUCAACGCUGCUUUAGAGCAAAUUCUGAAUGCUUUCAUAAUGGUUACAUCCAAACUGUAGGCAAUCUUGGUAAGCCAUCAAAAAAUCUCUCUGGAUAUUUAUCCAUAACCCAACUUCAUCUCAAAGUUGCCCACUGUGUCUGACUGGUACCCUGCAUUAGUCCCUUACAAACUUGACAUCUGUUUUGUUUCAAUUAACCACUGCCUCAGUGCUAUUAUUUCUACACUCAGUAACAAAUGACAGUAAAACUGUCUAGUUCCAAAUAACUAGAACCAUUUGCAAACCAAAGUUUAAAAGCCCUUUAUUAAUUCAGAAGUGAAACACCAAUAUUUCAAGUGAGAUAAGUAUGUUUAUUAAGGUUCAUUCUACUCUAAGGUUUAUACAGAGAAUGGAAUGCAAUACAAGCUAAGAGCACACCUCAAAGAUCUACCACACAACCAUCCCCUACUCCCUAUAAGGGAACUGUAAAAAAAAAAAA